UCCUUAACAGAGAAGGCAGAGCAAAUGAGAGCAACUCAAAAAAGCUGCAGAUCGGUGCCCAUGACGAUCAUGGAAGAUUAUGAAUGCAGAAGCUGAGGCCAAAACGGCUUGUUUUUUGGUCUUUUCCAUUUUCUAUUUUAUCCGGAUUACCAUGCACUCGUGCAGGCAUCAAAUCCGACUUCAAAAUUCAGUCCCAUCUCCCUUUCUCUUUCUCUGUUCUCUGUCACAGCACCACUUUUUUUGCCUAUCCUUUAACUUGGUACUUGGGCUUUAUGAUUGGAGAAUAAUUAAUGUACGGACAAACAAGGAACUAUUGUUAUUAUUACCAACAACAACAACAACAAAAAUUACAAAGAUUUUGAUCAGCAAUUUUUUUGUUUGCGUAAUUGGGUUUUUGUUUUCUCUCAUCGUCACCCAUGUUCACAGCUGAUGCUGAUGUUGUUGAUCUCUCUCUGUCUCUCUCUCAUCUGACUUCAAAUCCAAAGUUCCCAGCUUUCACUCCGAAACUCAUAAACCCCAUUAACCUAACAGCUCAUAUUAACUCAUUUCUGCUCUGUUCUUGUUUCGAUGGAAUUCAAAGCCGGAGUCUCGGACUCAAACGACGUCGUUAGCAACAGCAAUUGCUACAGCAACUCCAACAGCAGCACCAUCUCCUGUAUAGCAUUAUCCCACUACCCUUCGCCUCCCGAUAUCUCGGCCCUCACCCGCCUCUCGGAUAACCUCGAAUCAAUCCUCGACUCGGCCGAUUUUGACUUCUUCGCCGACGCCAAAAUCGUCGUCAAUACCGGCCGAGAAGUUCCGGUUCACCGCUGUAUUUUAUCGGCGAGGAGCUCGUUUUUCAAGAACGUGUUUUCUGCCAAAGACAUAGGAUCAGGCUCAGCCGUUCGCUUCGAAUUGAAGGAACUCGCCAAGGAAUACGACGUCGGAUUGGACUCCCUCCUCGCCGUUUUGGGUUAUUUGUAUAGCGGCAAGCUCAGGUCGUUGCCUAAAGGCGUUUGUGUCUGUGUGGAUGACGCUUGUGCCCAUGUCUCUUGUAGACCCGUCGUUGAUUUCAUUGUGGAGGUUCUCUAUGCUUCUGCAACUUUUCAAAUCUCUGAAUUGGUCUCUCUUUAUCAGAGGCAUCUGCUAGAUAUUCUUGAGAAAGUUUGCAUAGAUGACAUACUGGUGGUUCUGUAUGUUGCAAACAUGUGCGGCGAAGCGUGUGGGAGAUUGGUGGGGAGGUGUGUUGAGAUAAUAGUUAAGUCUGAUGCUGAUGUUGUAACUCUUGAGAAAUCCCUGCCCGAACACACCGUGAAGCUGAUCACUGAUUCGCGGUUGGCACUUGGCUUGGACAGGCCUCAAUGCAACACCAGUGUUAGUCAUUUUCCAGAUAAACACACCAAGAGGAUACACAGGGCUUUGGAUUCAGAUGAUGUUGAAUUGGUACGAAUGCUGUUGAAAGAGGCGCAUGCCAAUCUUGAUGAUGCCCAUGCCCUGCAUUAUGCUGUGGCAUACUGUGAUGCAAAGACCACGACAGAGUUGCUUGAUCUUGGACUUGCUGACGUUAAUUGCAGGAAUCCGAGGGGGUAUACUGUGCUGCACGUUGCAGCGAUGAGGAAGGAGCCUAAGAUCAUUGUGUCCCUUCUCACAAAGGGUGCUCGCCCAUCGGAUCUAACGUUGGAUGGGAGAAAAGCUGUUCAGAUCACUAAGCGCCUCACAAAGGCUGCAGAUUUUUUUAAGUCUAAUGAUGAGGGCAAGUCUUCUUCCAAUGAUCGCUUGUGCAUAGAGAUUUUGGAGCAAGCUGAAAGAAGGGAUCCGUUGCUUGGAGAAGCUUCUCUUUCACUUGCCAUGGCUGGCGAUGAUCUGCGUAUGAAACUCUUGUACCUUGAGAAUAGAGUUGGACUUGCAAAAUAUCUGUUCCCCAUGGAAGCAAAGGUUGUAAUGGAUAUUUCCCAAAUUGAUGGCGCUUCUGAGUUUCCAAUAGGUGGCAUCAGCUCCAAGGAUCUGGCCAGUUCCCAGAGAACCACUGUUGACUUAAACGAGGCACCCUUCAAAAUCAAGGAAGAGCACCUUCUCAGGCUACAAGCUCUAUCUCGAACUGUGGAACUCGGGAAACGCUUCUUUCCUCGUUGCUCAGAAGUACUGAAUAAAAUCAUGGAUGGUGAUGACAUAUCACAGCUUGCAUACACCGGGGACGAUACUCCACAGUUACGGCUCUCGAAGCAACGAAGGUACAUGGAGCUCCAAGAAGUGCUAAGCAAGGCAUUCAACGAGGACAAAGAGGAGUUUGAUCUGUCUGCAGUGUCUUCUUCUUCUUCCUCAACGUCAAUAGGAAUAGUGAGGUCUAAUGGAAAGCUCACCCUCAAUCAAUAAUAUAAUUUUCAUCAUUCUGUUAUGUUCAUUCUCACCUUCUCUUUCAUUUGUUUUCCUUUUUAAAUCAUAAUUCUGUAUUACAUAGAUUAUAGGAAGUUCAGUCGAAUUGCUUAGUCUCAUAGCGAUGAUUUCAUGCCUGUGUUCAGUCUACUGUGAAAUUUCUUUCAUGUUCUUGGUUAAUGUAAGAAUCAUCUUCUUGGUUUGUA
This is a messenger RNA of Prunus mume (Japanese apricot), 2558 nucleotides long. It is a transcript of the gene NPR1, whose product is annotated as regulatory protein (NPR1). Gene Ontology annotation, biological process: regulation of jasmonic acid mediated signaling pathway; regulation of salicylic acid mediated signaling pathway; defense response to bacterium. Gene Ontology annotation, molecular function: protein binding. The record is from RefSeq and is a predicted model, not a curated record. Gene Ontology annotation, cellular component: nucleus; cytoplasm. Lineage: Eukaryota; Viridiplantae; Streptophyta; Magnoliopsida; Rosales; Rosaceae.